Molecule: messenger RNA, 1541 nt
Organism: Papaver somniferum (opium poppy)
Lineage: Eukaryota; Viridiplantae; Streptophyta; Magnoliopsida; Ranunculales; Papaveraceae
Product: cyclin-D3-1-like
Exons: 4
Coding region: 220-1314 (364 amino acids)
Biological process (GO): regulation of cyclin-dependent protein serine/threonine kinase activity; mitotic cell cycle phase transition
Cellular component (GO): nucleus; cytoplasm; cyclin-dependent protein kinase holoenzyme complex
Molecular function (GO): cyclin-dependent protein serine/threonine kinase regulator activity
Source: RefSeq, a predicted model, not a curated record
UCCUCUUUGUUACUGUCUCUCUCCGUGUCUCAUCACCAAAGACCCAAGUAUAAUCCUUUUUUUCUCAUUUCUCUGUCUCUAUCUCUCUUCUCAAAAGGAAAAGAGUGAGCUAGAGAGACUGGGAGAGUGAGAGAUUAGUUCUUCUGUGCUGCUUCUUCUGCUUCUGUAAUGAAGUAAUGAGCAAAAGAUCAAACUUCUUCUGCCCAGAAGAAGCUGGAAAUGGAUCAACACCAACUCCUACAUAGCAAUCUGGUCGAUUUACUUUUCUGUGAAGAAGAAAGAUUUGAAGACGAAGAAGAACUAGAAAUAAAUAAUGAUUUUAGAAAGAACCCAUCUUUGUUUUUGCUAGAACAGGAUAUGUUUUGGGAAGAUGAAGAACUAAUAUCCCUGUUUGCUAAAGAACGAGAGACUUAUAAUGUAAUCAUUAGUAAUCUUGAAACUCAUCAGCUCCCAUUCCUUGGAUCAGUUCGUAAAGAAGCAGUGAAAUGGAUAUUAAGAGUCAUUUCUCAUUAUUCAUUUUCUCCACUUACUGCUAUUCUUUCUGUUAAUUACUUAGAUAGAUUUCUCUCUAGUCAUCAUUUUCAAAGAGAGAAACCAUGGAUGACCCAACUUGUUGCAGUUUCUUGUCUUACUCUAGCAGCUAAAGUUGAAGAGACUCAAGUUCCACUUCUCUUAGAUUUCCAAGUUGAAGAAUCUAAGUAUAUCUUUGAAGCCAAAACAAUCCAGAGAAUGGAGCUUCUGAUUCUUUCAACACUUCAAUGGAAGAUGAAUCCAGUAACUCCUAUUUCAUUCAUUGAUCACAUUAUUAGAAGACUUGGGUUUAGCAACAAUCUACAUUGGGAAUUCCUCCGAAGAUGUGAACAUCUUCUUCUGUUAGUAGUUGCAGAUUCCAAGUUUUUUCGUUACCUUCCAUCAGUAUUAGCAACUGCAAUAAUGCUUCACGUUAUUGACGAGGUUGAACCUGAAAACCGAAUGGAAUAUCAAAACCAACUCAUGACCGUUCUAAAACUCACAAAGGAGGAUGUAGAGGAGUGUUAUCAAUUCAUAAUGAAAUGGGCAUUUAGCUGCAAUGGCAAUAAACGAAAGUAUGGAUCAUCAAUUCCAUCUAGUCCAAAUGGAGUCAUUGAUGUAUCAUUCAGUUAUGGUUCAGAUAACUCAAAUGAAUCAUGGGCAAUUGCUACUCCAUCAGUUUCUUCAUCACCAGAACAUCAUCUUCCUCUGUUCAAGAAAAGCAGAAUUGAAGAUCAGCAAAUGCGAUUACCAUCUUUCAACAGAGCUGUUGUCAUUGAUGUUCUUAGUAAUAGUCCUCUUUAAAACUUCCCUCUAGCUUUUGUUUAUGAUCUUCUUAUUAAUCAUUUCCUAAUUAAAGCUUAAAUUGCCCAUAAUCUCUGCGUUUCAAUAGAAAGCCAUUAUCUGUAAUGGAUCAUAAAAUGAGAGAUAACUGGCAUUUUACCCCUUUAAUGAGACUUAAUGAGAAGUUAUGAUGAUCUAAUAGAUACAAUUAAGAAAUGAAAAAUAAAUUAUAAAUGUGGUAGUAUGUU